CCUAGUAACAGCAGCGCGAAAGUACUUACAAAUUUCGACGAAUGGAUUGAGUUAAUCAGACAUUUAAAGUGUGGAAACGUUUUACUGGCAUGGCAAGCUCUGUGACAUCUACUGCGGCUAACUCAGCAGCAACAGAAGAUAUUUCCAUCCCCACACCGUCGCCGUUGGAAACCACACCGGCCAGAACUUUAAAACGAUUGGGCCAUACAUCACCAUCGACAUCGGUUAUAUGUGAGGAAGUAUUUGACGAUGCAUAUCCGCCAUCAACAGAGGAAAUUUGUGAAUAUGCAUCGCUGAUUGGCAUUGAUCCAAUCAAGGAGCCGCAUUUGCUAUAUCUGGCCAAGGAGGGUUUGAUGGCUGCAAUGCCCUCGGAUUGGAAAAUAUGCUACUCUGAAGAGAAGAGCGGACAUUAUUAUUACAACACACGCACCAAACAAUCACAAUGGGAUCAUCCACUGGACGCUGUGUACCGGGACCUGGUGCAUCAAACGAGGCAAAAAACCAUCGGUGGUAGCACACCUAUUAUUGACAAUUCGGAUGAUGUGUCGCAGUUGGAUUCGGGAAUUCGCAGCAUGCAGGGUACUGACGAGCUCGUAGAUGAUAUGAGUUCCGCGUUAAACAAUGGUGGAGGCCACGUCCAGAAGACGACAAUAAGCAUUCCAGCAACGGUAUCAACAACAUUGGGCACCACAUCGCCCAGUUGUUCUGUUGCUCCCAGCAGCUUCAGCGGUGGUGUGAGCCGCUUUUUGGAAUCACGUAACAAGAACUUUGGGGGCAUCUUUCAGAUGGUGAAAAAUUCACGCUUCGAGGUGGCCAAGACUAAUGCACAGAUAAAUCUAGCUAUGAAAUUUCACGCGCCAGAACAAUCGGAUCAGCUACUGGACCAUCAACAAGGGACGAUUGAAAUUCAAAGCGAAGAAAGCGGUGGUUUUCAUCUGACAGGUACGGGCGCAAUGUUUCUUAAGUCGCGACGUCAGCUGGAUAAACCAACAGUGAACGCAGUUGCACCUGUCAAUGAUGGUGUCAGCGAUAACCGUAUAUUUGGCGAUUUUCUCAGCUCCUCGCCUGGUGUUAAAGGCAUUCUGCGUGAUUCCAGUUUGACAGAUAUGCGUCGACGCCUGGAACGCAAUGAAACCGCCUUAACUGAGACAGAAGACAAAAAGAUUGUGCGUUUUAAUCUAGAAGAAACACAGCGUUUGCGCAGCUCACCCGAAGAAGAUGCCAGCGGUGGGAGUGCGCGGAAGCUUACACAAAGUCCUGAAUUGUCUAUUAACUCUGAUGAUGUUGUGGAUGAUGACGACGCGGAGGGCGCAGACGAUGUUGAAGAGGAUGAUGAUGACGAUGUUUGGGAUGAGGAUGGAAUUGAUCCAGAUGCUAUGGAGGGCAUGUGUAGUCUGAAUCCUUUUAUUACUAACGAUCCAAACAAACCCGUACGCAUUAUUAACCUACCUAAAGCACAAACCAUGCAAAUGCUUAAGACGUUGCCAACAAUGGAUAAAGCAGGAGCAUUGGAUUUGGGUGGGACAGGUUCAAAUGGUAGUUAUUUAGAUAAGCUUAAGGAAAAUUCGACUGUAAAGCCUUUGUACGAGGACACAGAUUCUGAUUCAAAGGGCAGCUCUGUACGCAGCUUUAUCAUUAAUAAGUCCGACCAGGACUCUAUGCAUUCGAGUAAUCCCUUUGAUUUGCAUGAGCUUGGCCGUCAGCAUAAAAAUGAAAUGGAUCAGCUACAACGUAAAUUACAUCAGCAAUUGCAGCCACAAGGAGUGUCAUCACUGACUACCGAAAAGCUAGGUGGCUGUUCCCUUAAAAUAGCCAGCAAACUGGUGGGCUUGCUCAAACAAAAGGACAAUACUGGGCAAAGUAUAGAUCCCGUAGACCCAAAAUCUACAGUCCAAUUGGAUGAAGAGACUGAUAUCAUAAAGCGCGAGUAUGACGAAAAACUUAAGAGCAUGCGACAUGAGUACAAUUUGCGCCUGGCUUCACAUCGGCAUCAGUUGGAGGAGGCUUAUGAGCAACAAUUAGACGAAAGUCGUGCUCAAAUGGAGCAGCAGCUUCAAGCCAAACGAUCACUGGUAAUCAAUGAUCACAAGGCGCGUAUGGCAACUCUACAAACUAAUCAUACGGAGAUAGUGCAAGAACUGGAGCGUGAUUUGCGUAGUGAAGAAGAAAUACUGCGCCGAGAGCAUACUGCAAAGCUGGCGCAAAUGCGCGACAAGUUCAGGCAGGAGCUAGAGCACGAGAAACAGCGACUACUAGAAACUGGAGAGGAACGCCUUUAUGAGAAAGUACGUUGUGAAAAACGGCUAUUAGAAGACAAGUAUCGUUGUUUAAAAGAAAAGUAUGUACGCCUCAAGACUGAUGUUAAGCUUUCGCUUGAGCGACGAAAUCAACGCCGUGAGGCGCAGGCUUUGCAACAGCAUACAAACACUAAUACAAACACAACAACUGGAUCGGAAACAGAGCGUUCCAUCUCCAACAAGCCAUCCAUAGGAAAUAGUGAAAAUCGUUCGUUGAGCUACUCAGAACAGGUAGCAGCAGGUGGCAGUAAGAAUGCCCCAGUAGGUAAGCCACCUGUGCCACCUAAGACUCAUUUAUGUAAGCCAAGCAUUGGAUCCAAGUACAGUAAACAGCUGCAACUGCAGGAUGACAACACCACAUCAAUAAGCCAAUCGGAUACAACCAUGUCGAACAAUUAUAGCAAAAGACGUUAUUUGCCUGGGCCUACGUCAGGGGGCGGACUUGGUACCCUUCUCAGUGAUAAUGGCAAUUCGGACUCAGAAGCUGCAAUGCAAUGUAAUCUUGAAAAUAACAACAAUAACAGCAACAAAUCGGGGCCACGAAAGAAGCUUUUUUCCCGUACAAAAUCUGCUUCCACAUCGCGUCUCAACUCAGCAGAGCCUAAUUACAAGCAGCAUCAGCAGCAUUUUCUCGAUCGUUCAUGUACACCUGUUGAAAGUCUGCGCCAUCAGUUGCAAAAGCUUGAGGAUCUGGAGGAUCAGUUUCCCGAUCACACACUGGAUAUUACUUACCAUUUGCGUUAUCCAUUCACAGAUAUAUCCAAUGAGCACGCCAUUGGCGUUGGUUCCGAGCUGGAGUUUUUCAAGCAUCGUAUACACUUAGAACGAGAUUCAGUGCGUCGUGCAAAAGAAUCGCUUCGCACGCAGCGCACCAAUUUUCGGGAGCGCCAACGCGAGAUGAAGCAAAGACACAAGGCGUUUAAUUUGCUUUUAGCACCACGUCACACGCUUGAUCAGCUAAUACAAGAGGAGAAAGAGCUAACUGAAAUGGAAGUUAAUUUACAUCGCACGCGUGCGUUGCUUGGUGAAAAGGUGAUACGGCUACGCCAUUUGGAGCAGAGUUUGUCGCGCAUAUAUGAAAAGGAAAAGCCCACUGUAGAGGUAGAGGUGAAAGAUGAUACGACUACGCUUAGUGAUUUAUCCUCGCAUACCAGUUCUGGCUUUAGCAGCACGGAUUUUGCCAGUGGAGCUGACUUGCAUAAACGCAAGGAAUAUUUCCAACAAGAGUCUAAUGACUGCAUUCAAAGUCUUGAGACCCUAAAUGCGGAGAUAUGUGAAGUACUUAAAAUACUGAGUCAGAAGCAGCAGAAACAGCAGCCACAAACGCCAUUGACCCAGCGUCAUACAAUGCCUAUGAUAUCUCCCAACGAUUUGAGCUGGUCGAACUUUCUCAGUCAUCCUGGAACAGUGACUGCCGACGUUACAAUGCAGAUAAACACUUCGACGCAUAGCACAAGUAGUGCAGGCUCAGCUGUUCUCCACGCCCCACAAUCCAUUCCCACGUUAGCCGAUCGCUUAGAGACUUAUCGUCACCUGGCCGCCGGUCGUAUGCAGAGCUCCAUGGGCGGCGCAUUACUUGCGGCUAACACUAUUGUGUCACAGAGCCCACGCGCUGUCAACUAUACGACCAGUUUGGUAGAGCGCACACGAGACUUACGCAACUGGUUGCGUCAGGCUAAGACCGAGCACGAGCUGCUAACUGGAAUACAGCAUGGAAUGACGCUGCACACGGCAGCUGAAGGUGGUGUAGGUGAAGUUAGAGCAGUUCAUGAAAGUGCGGGGGGAGGGGCUGCAGCUGAAGGGACGGCAUUAGCGAACUCUGAAUCCCAACCACAGUCUAAUCUGUAGAACUUACUACUAAUCAUGUUAUUUCGUCGAAAAAUGACCUAUGCGUUAGUCGUUUGAACUCAGUUAUGUUUCGAAGUGAAGAAGAAUUGAAGUAAUUUUUCAUGCAUGUUCAAACUAGUCAAAGUUUAGUUGUUAAAUUGUAUAUAUACAUAUACUCAAUAUACAUAUAAUAGAUAUUGAUAAAAACGAAACAAAUGCGAAACUGAAAUUAUUUUGUUUCGUUUUACGAUGAAAUAACGAUAUUUUGAUGUUUGUGCUCGUUAGUGGAUGCACAUAAUAAGGAAAACAUGCAUAGAGUAUACACCAAAGGUGUUAACUCGUUAA
This is a messenger RNA of Scaptodrosophila lebanonensis, 4469 nucleotides long. RefSeq lists its product as uncharacterized. Gene Ontology annotation, molecular function: protein binding. The transcript is spliced from 4 exons. The coding region runs from base 90 to 4145 and encodes 1351 amino acids. NCBI's taxonomy places the organism in Eukaryota, Metazoa, Arthropoda, Insecta, Diptera, Drosophilidae. The record is from RefSeq and is a predicted model, not a curated record.